This is a messenger RNA of Torulaspora delbrueckii, 1497 nucleotides long. RefSeq lists its product as uncharacterized. The transcript has a single exon. The record is from RefSeq and is a predicted model, not a curated record. Gene Ontology annotation, cellular component: endoplasmic reticulum. The coding region runs from base 1 to 1497 and encodes 498 amino acids. NCBI's taxonomy places the organism in Eukaryota, Fungi, Ascomycota, Saccharomycetes, Saccharomycetales, Saccharomycetaceae.
AUGAAUCUACUGAUAGAUCGAAUAGAGAACCCAGGCCAUCGAAAUACGGCUCCGCUGAUUCCCUCUGUGUCGCGUCCGACUGUUCAAGGUCAAAGAAGGGCCACAAAUAAUUCCAAUGGUGAGAACGUUUCUCAGGAACGAAGAAGUAUUGAUGUGCCUGUUAUAUCUGUCAAUGGGAACCCUGUUCCAAUGGGCAUGAAGACGAAUCAGAAGAGGAACAGCGUUAGUCGAAAGAAUAGUCUGAAUAAGCCUGGCGAGAAGGAAUUACCACAUGAGAGACGUGGAUCUUCUUAUUACCACGGGAGACAUAGCGUAGCGGCUGCGGAUGUGACAAGUGCUACUGCUGGGAUGUUCAGUGAUUGUAUGUUCCGUUCCGAGACUCAGAAACCAGUACGACAUUCUCCAUCGUCUACAGCUUCUUCUUCUUCUACGUCAAUUUAUGCUCACAAACACACGGAUCAGCAACCUUUGCCAUUGCAACACCGCCGGCAUCAUGGUAGGACAGAUCAUCACCAUAAUAACUCUUCGACUUUACACCGGAAGCAUGCGGCUUCUUUCUCGAGUGUGUUUGUGAACGACAAUAAGAGACUUGUGAAUCAGUUUUUAAGGUCAAUGGAACCUUCAACACCGGCUUCUCGUACUCCCAGGGUGAUGACGGCAACCGAGCCCUCAACGCCAAGAAACUUCGGUCCGAAUUACGAAACAGGUACCAGUGGAUCCUUACAGAGCUUACUUUAUCGAGAUCUUGCCUCGAUGCAUUCAAAGAAGAAGAAGCAGGCUUCAACUCUGCCGUUUGCUCCUUCUUCGGUCUCUUCAUCUUCGAACUCUUCAUCAUUCUCAUUGUUGAGGACCGAGCAAAGCUCACCGUCCUUGUCUAGUGGUUACGAUUCAGAAGAUUCUUUAUCCAUCACCAAUGAUGAUAAAGUGGCUGCGAAUAAUGGUGGUCUUACGACAAAAAAUGGACUGGGACUCAAUUAUAAUGAAGUUGAUUACUACCGACAUCACAUCGCGGCAGAGCUACAUAAGUUCGAGGAUAUCUUGAAGCAUAACAUCAAGGAAGUAAUAAUGAGAAGUGAGUUUGAUAUGGUGAAAAAUUGGAAACUGUUUGAUAUGUCGGUAUUACAGUUGGCUAGGCUUAAAGAAGAAGUGAGUAACUUGCAUGACCUCAUCAAAGAAAAGAACUUGCAAGCACUUCGAAAGGAUUUCGAUAAGAAGGAUAAAGACUCAUUCAUCUGCACAUUGGAAUUUUCAAUCAAAACAAACGCUUCGCUGCUUGAAGGUCUCGAGAAGAGAAUCGACGUGUGCAAGAAGAAGUUGCUCCGUCAGAGGGAAACCUUGAGGAAAUUGGAAGGUCUAUUGAACCUUGAGGAUUCUUUGCUGAACUCUCAAAAAACAACCAAAAUAGCAUACAAAUACCGGUAUAUGGUAUAUGACGUUGGAGCAUUAAUGGGGAUUAUCUGCAUUAUUUUUAUCGUCAGAUGGUUUAUUUGGAGGUAA